This is a messenger RNA of Pistacia vera, 1819 nucleotides long. Its product is annotated as zinc finger CCCH domain-containing protein 39. The record is from RefSeq and is a predicted model, not a curated record. The coding region runs from base 469 to 1488 and encodes 339 amino acids. Gene Ontology annotation, molecular function: metal ion binding; mRNA binding. The transcript has 3 exons. Lineage: Eukaryota; Viridiplantae; Streptophyta; Magnoliopsida; Sapindales; Anacardiaceae.
UUUGUGUGUGAUAGGGGUUUAGCCGUUUCGAAGGACUUUAGGUCUGCACCACUCCAAGUUCUGUUUGGUUUAGGACAUUAGGUUUUACAAACCAAAAUUUCUCUUUUUCAAUUUAGGGCUUGUGGUAGGCGGCUAGGGUUUUUGUACCAUAUAUAUAUAUUCUUUACUUCUCCUUUUUCUUAUAUAUAUACCGUAUCUGAAAGUUCUAAGCUUUGAUAUUUUCUUAAAUUUUGAGUUUUAAUUGUUUUAUUCUUUCAAGUUUCGUUUUCAGUCUAGUAUUAGUUUGGUUUGCGUCAUAGGGGUAUUGGUUGUUCGUCUCCAAGCUUCCGUUUACUGAUUUUGUUUUCCGGGUUUUAAAAAUUUUGAUCGGUCUUUGUUAGUUGAUUCUUUUCCUCGACGAGAUUCAAUUUUUACGCAAAGAUUCAUCUGGGUGGGUUAUUUGAAUCUCAGCCCUCAAAAUUAACCAAUAUGAGUUUUCCCAACCCUAGCGCUUCUUUUUUGGCGCCACAGCAACAGCUUUUUUCUGUAGACAGUGAUGCCAUUGGUGUCUGGCCUCAGUAUCAAAUGAAUAAUGAGCAACAAUAUGAGCAGCAUGCGCAAUUUGAUCAACAGCCUCCUUUCAAGAGACCUAGAAACUUUGAAGAGAACCAAUCAAACCCUUCACAAUUUCAUAGGAUGAAUCCAUCUUUAAACCCUCCAAUUAAUAAAGGAACAACUAACAUUUUCUUCAAGACGCGUGUUUGUGCAAAAUUUAAGCAGGGUACUUGUAGGAAUGGUGAGAAUUGCAACUUUGCACAUGGUCUUGAGGACUUGAGACAGCCUCCUCCCAAUUGGCAAGAACUCGUAGGAGGUGGAGGUGGCCGUGUUGAGGAGGAUCGAUCAUCUGGUGGUGGUGGUGGUAAUUGGGAUGAUGAUCAGAAGAUAAUUCAUAAGAUGAAGCUAUGCAAGAAGUUUUACAAUGGAGAGGAGUGUCCCUAUGGUGAUAGAUGUAAUUUUCUUCAUGAAGAUCCUUCAAAGUUUAGGGAUGAUUCAGGGAGGUACAGGGAGAGCUCAGCAAUAAGCAUUGGGACUACAGGGCCACCUGUGGUGCAUGGAGUCAGUUUUAAUCAACCUGAUAGCAAUAGGUCUGUCAACAACACUAGUGUGAAACCUGUAUAUUGGAAGACAAAGUUGUGUUCUAAGUGGACAACAGGUCAAUGUCCCUUUGGAGAAAAAUGUCACUUUGCUCACGGGGAGUCAGAAUUACAGGUAACCAGUGGACGCAUUGAAGUUGAAGCAGGGAAUGCUGGUUUCGUUCCAAUAAAGCCUCAAUUGAUUCCUGUAAAUGAUUCAUCAACCACAGUGAAUAUGCCUACUUUAAGCAAAGAAGGGCAGGGCAAGAACUGCUUAGUCAAGUGGAAAGGACCAAAGAAAAUCAAUCGGAUUUAUGGAGACUGGCUUGAUGAUAUGCCCUUAGUGCACAAUUUGUCAAGUCAAGUGGAGAGCUGAGUUCAAGUAGAAGUUGUAUUGGAAACAUUGGCGAUUCUGCUCUAAUUGAUAAUAUACAAGUCUUUGUUCCAGUUAUUGUCUUAUAGGCAUAUAAGAUUGCAGAUUGUUUUCGCUUGAUGAUAUACCAUAGGUUAAUUUGGUUCAUUGCCUUCUAAUUUUUUCUUCUCUUUUACAGUGUUAUCUCUUCUUAUGAAAGAUAUGUGUAGCAGUUUGGAAUUAGCCAUUGCUUCUUGGAAAUUCAAAUAAGACGUCCUUGAAAUCAAAGUAUGAGUGUGCAUUUCCUGAAAAAGAAAAUUGACUUCUCAUCUAAAUUAUGAUUAUUUUUUUAUGA